This is a messenger RNA of Magallana angulata, 1837 nucleotides long. RefSeq lists its product as uncharacterized. Gene Ontology annotation, molecular function: acyltransferase activity, transferring groups other than amino-acyl groups. NCBI's taxonomy places the organism in Eukaryota, Metazoa, Mollusca, Bivalvia, Ostreida, Ostreidae. Bases 172 to 744 code for a protein of 190 amino acids. The transcript has 7 exons. The record is from RefSeq and is a predicted model, not a curated record.
UUUUCUUCCUCCGUAAUAUAUACCCAUGACAUAAACUAAGUGAUGUUCAACCCAAGCGUAACAACACAACAGCCGUUGGCACUUGGCUAGAUAUAUGGCGAUGUCACAUCAGGAGAACUCUUCAGCAAUGGCACAGUGUCCGUGCGAAAUGCCACCGAAUCAGCAGAGGACAUGGAGUUUGUUGGAAAGUUGGUGUUCGAGGGGUUUGAACGGAAAUUUGUCCAUGCUACAAGUCGAGUGAGCUUACCCGCAAUGAGAACUAUGUAUUCGAACAAUAUGAAAGGGAGGCCUCCACUGUUUUAUGAAAGACACUUCAUUGCUGAAUAUAAUGCAGAUAAAGCUGGAGUCUGUGUCCUUCGUUACCAUGGAGAUUCGAAACUUUUUCCAGAGAGGGACGAAGACGUGCCGCCUUUGGGGUGUUGUGACCUGUGUGGAUUAGCCCUUUUAAACCUUGCAACAUCUUCUGAGGUUCCUGCUGGAAAAUGUUAUGUAGAUCAUAUUUGUGUAGACUCGAAAUUUAGAGGUAAAGGCAUUGGGAAAGUUCUAUUAGACACGGCUGAAGUCGACGCUAAGAAAAGAGGAUGUAAGGAAAUCUUUUUAUGGGUAGCUACAAACAACAGGGCCAAAAACUUGUACGAAAGACAGGGAUAUGUUACCAAAGAGACAACAUCACUUUGCUGUUGUGGAAUGUGGUGUCUGACUGGAGAAAGAGAAUUUGCACUCAUGGAGAAGGUUCUAUUAUAAAUGGUUCGCUUGACUGCAGAUGGACAGAGAAUCCGAUCGAGCUCAGGAGAAGAAAUCUCGAACCUGUUAAAAUUCACAUAUCACAUUAUCUGCCGUAGCCGCUUAAAAUUGUGAUCAUAUUUUAUUUAGAUCUACCAAGUAGUAUUUCCUCUAUUUCAUAUGGAAACUAAUAGUAAAUUCAUAGCUCUAUAGAAACAGCCAGACUGAAAUCUACACGUCCCGUCCAUUGAUUGGUCGAAAUCGACAGCAGCUGAAACUGACGAGAAACUGACAAGACUAAAAUUGACACGCCCUGUUUAUCGAUUGGUCGAAACCUACAGCAACCUAAGAAAAAUCACGGACUGCACGAAAUUAUCAUGAUUAUGUCAGACUCAAAGUCUCACAGGUGCCGAUUUGGCUGGUUUUUUAGCUAACGUACUUAUGUAUAUUAACAGUAAUUCAAUGAAUUUUACUCACUUUUUCAUAAUCAAUUUAUUACUUACGUAAAAAAAAAUGUUAAUAUAAACAAUAAAAUGCUCUCUUUGAUGAUUCAUGCGGGUAAUGAAGGUAGCGAUCAUUGCAGGAAAAAAAUACAUAACCCGCUAACGCGGGUUAUGUAUUUUUCCUGCAAUGUCGCUACUUUCAUAUCCCGAAUGAAUCAUCAAAGAAAGCAUUCUAUUGUUUAAAUAAACACUCUUUUAGUUACCUUGUUCCUAGAACUAUUUUUUUUGGUGAAAAGAUAUAAUUUAAACGCUCAAUGGAAUAAUGAAUGAUUUUGUGAAACAAAAAUCGGUUUUUGUAUUUUUAAUUUUACACAUGAAUUUUUUGAUGAUGCAUGAUUUAUGUAACUUCACCAAACUCAAUAAAGCCUUAAACAAACGUGUAUCUUGCUUGUCCAUGGAUCGACGUUAUGUCUUUUUACAAAAUGAAUUACAUGUACCUUUGACGGAGUUUUUAAUGUAUGAAGUUCUGUUGUAUACAUUUUAGUCUCUUUGCUGACUGUGAUAAUUAUUCAUAAUUGUCUAUUUCAUUAAACAUGUAUGUAUCAAAUUUUAUUUGUAAUAAAUAGAAAAAAAAGUUGUCUAUACAUUCUCUUGUCCCUAUCUUUUAAAAU